AUGAAUAAGAAUUCAACGCCAUUAUUGAUAUUUAUCGUACUUGUAAUUGAACUUCUUGCAUUCACUUCCAUUUUACCACUUUUUCCAACUCUAAUUGAUUAUUAUGGAUCAAAUCAACGAAGGGAUCAGCUUUAUGAUGGUGUCGAAAUGUUCUGUCAAUUUUUUCAAAAUGCCAUCGGUAUACCAUCUUCAAGACGUCUUCAUUUCGUCUUCUUUGGUGGUAUAUUGGGAUCACUUUAUUGCUUACUUCAAUUUCUUUCCUCACCUUUACUCGGUGCUCUAUCCGAUGUUUAUGGGCGCAAGCCUAUUCUACUUAUUUCCAUCACUGGAACAUUAUUUUCCUAUGUGAUAUGGGCCAGUACAAGCAAGUUCAGUUUCUUCGUAUUAUCACGAGUAGUUGGUGGUUUAAGUAAAGCUAGCGUUUCAAUAUUCAUUGCUGUUAUGGCUGAUAUUUAUUCGUCGAACAAAAUUAACCGUGGCAUGGCUAUUAUUGGUGUAGCAUUUUCGGUAGGCUUUUUAGUUGGUCCUAUGGUUGGCGUAUAUUUUUCACGUAUUGCUGCUGAUGCUGGCACUGAAUUUUCCGUUAAUGCGAUUGCUAAAUUUGCUAUUUUAUUAUCGAUCAUCGAACUUGCAUUUGUUGCUUUAAUCAUACCUGAAACUCUUCAUAUCUCACAAAGGAAAACAUUAAUUAGUGAAGUAUUCAAAAACUGUUUAUUAUAUAUCAAACCAGGUGCACUUUUCAAAUUUGCUGCUAUUGGCAGCCAUCCUGGGGUGAAAAUAAUGCGUUCCUAUGGACGAGUAUAUUUCAUUUAUAUGUUUUUAUAUUCGGGCCUCGAAUUUACACUGUCAUUUUUAACACAUAUACGUUUUAACUAUGACAGCAUGCAACAAGGCAAAAUGUACUUAUAUAUUGGUGUACUGAUGAUUAUAGUACAAGGAGUGAUUCGUCGAAUUCCGAACACUAAACAACAUAGAACAGCCAUGUACGGUAUUUCAUUUACCAUACCGGCAUAUAUUAUUAUCGGAUAUAGCAGUAAUGUAGAAGGAUUUUAUGCUGGUUUAGCGCUUUAUGCAAUCGCAUCAGGUUUGGUAGUUCCAUGUAUGACAUCGUGCAUAUCAAAUCAGGCAACAGAUGAUGUCAAAGGUGUUACAAUUGGAGUAUUUCGUUGUUUAGGUGCUUUAGCUCGAGCUAUUGGCCCACUUUUUGCAUCAACAGUAUUCUGGCUUCUUGGUCCAACAGUAUGCUAUAUCACUGGAGGAAUUUUACUGAUCAUACCGGUAAUUAUGCUACGAUAUUUUUCACCGGCGAUAGUUGCGAUAAAAGAAGAGUAA
Messenger RNA from Cercopithifilaria johnstoni, 1332 nucleotides. NCBI's taxonomy places the organism in Eukaryota, Metazoa, Nematoda, Chromadorea, Rhabditida, Onchocercidae. The record is from the annotation of a GenBank genome assembly.